Messenger RNA from Girardinichthys multiradiatus, 2104 nucleotides. RefSeq names its product tripartite motif-containing protein 16-like. The transcript is spliced from 2 exons. Lineage: Eukaryota; Metazoa; Chordata; Actinopteri; Cyprinodontiformes; Goodeidae. Bases 16 to 1410 code for a protein of 464 amino acids. Gene Ontology annotation, molecular function: protein binding. The record is from RefSeq and is a predicted model, not a curated record.
UUACUGAGAGGUAAAAUGGCUCAGAGAGGAAUUCAGCUGGAGAAAGUCUCUUGUUCCAUCUGUUUGGAUCUACUGAAGGAUCCAGUGACUAUUCCCUGUGGACACAGCUACUGCAGGAACGGUAUUAAGACCCACUGGGAUGUAGAGGACAAGAUGAGAAUCCCCAGGUGCCCUCAGUGCAGGAAAACCUUCAUUAGAAAGCCUGUCCUGGAGAAGAACAUCCUCUUAGCAGAGUUAGUGGAGGAUCUGAAGAAGACUGGACUCCAAGCUGCUCCAGCUGAUCACUGCUAUGCUGGACCUGAAGAUGUGGCCUGUGAUGUCUGCACUGGGAGGAAGAUGAAAGCUGUCAAGUCCUGUCUGGUUUGUUUGACUUCUUACUGUGAGAAUCACCUCCAACCUCACUAUGAUGUCACUGGAUUAAAGAAACACAAGCUGGUGGAGCCCUCUAAAGAGCUACAACAGAACAUCUGCACUCCAACCUCACUCAUCCAGAAAAGAAGCUCUGAUGUGAAGCAGCAGAUCAGAUCCCAGCAGGAAACUGAAGUGAGUCGAGUCAAAGAUCUUCAGGAGAAGCUGGAGCAGAAGAUCACUGAGCUGAAGAAGAAAGAUGCUGAGCUGAAGCAGCUCUCAAACACAGAGGAUCACAACCAGUUUCUCCACAACUACCCCUCACUGUCAGCACUCAGUGAGUCUACACACUCAUCCAGCAUCAAUAUUCGUCCUCUGAGAUACUUUGAGGAUGUGACAGCAGCUGUGUCAGAGCUCAGAGAUAAACUACAGGACAUCCUGAGAGACACAUGGACAAACAUCUCACUGAGAGUCACUGAAGGGGAGGUUUUACUGUCAGAACCAAAGACUAGGCCUGGUUUCUUAAAACACUCACAAGAAAUUGCUUUAGAUCCAAACACAGCAAACAGGAAGCUGUUAUUAUCUGAGGGGAACAGAAAAGUAACAAGAGUGGAUGAAGAACAGACUCGCCCUGAUCAUCCAGACAGAUUAACUUGUUGGUUUCAGGUUCUGAGUAGAGAGAGUCUGACUGGAUGUUGUUACUGGGAGGUGCAGUGGAGAGGAAGAGAAGUUGAUGUAGUAGUUUCAUACAAGAAUAUCAGCAGAGCAGGAAGAUCAGAUGAAUCUUUAUUUGGAGCCAAUAACAAAUGUUGGGUUUUAUAUUGUAACACAGACAGUUACAGGUUUUAUCACAACAACAAUCUAACUCCAGUAUCAGGUCCAGUUUCCUCCAGAAUAGGAGUGUAUCUGGAUCACAGAGCAGGUAUUCUGUCUUUCUACAGCGUCUCUGAAACCAUGACUCUCCUCCACAGAGUCCAGACCACAUUCACUCAGCCUCUACAUGCUGGAAUUGGGAUUUGUAAUGUUUAUGAAUCCUCUGCUGAGUUCAUUAAACUGAAAUAAUCAGAACUGUUCUGAGGUCCAGUUGGUUAAAAUGUGUAUUUUAGUUCCAGUUUCUUUAGUCUCCAUCAUUGUUGCUGAGAGCUCAUUGUUGUGUCAUUUCUUCACUGCUCAGAGAUCAACUGUCUUUAUGGAGCUACUUUGUCAUCUUGUUGGUUGUUUUGUUGGAGUUUGUUUGGGUGCUGCCCCUUCCUGUUUCUGUUCAGUCAUGGAGGCUAUCACUGCUCAGGAGGAUUUUAUUCACCUUAACUAAUUACAUUUACAUUCAUUACUUUGUCAGACCAAAUGUUGUUGUUGUUCAAAUCCAUGUACAGAUGAGCUGAUGGAAACUAUAACUAUCAUGAUCAUCAUCAAUCAGGACAUCAGUCAUUAUUUUAUUGGACAAACAUCAGAUUCUGGAUCAAACUGAUUGUAAAACUUUAUUAAAAAGAGCAGAAAACUAUUCUUUAUCAGAGUUUAUUGUUCUGUUUUGAUCAGAUAUAUGGACACAAAUAUUGUCUUUAAAUUUGUAUAGUUUGCAACAUUUUCAUUUGUGCAGACAAGUGAUCACACCCUUAAAUUGUAUUAUUAUAUCCAACAAUCUGUGGCUGUAAAUGGUUUGUUUAUUGGAAACUUUUAAAAACUUUGUAGAAAUCCUUAAAAUCACGUCAGGGUUUGAUUGAAAUGUGAUGUCAGUUUUCUUUCCUGUAUUUAACUC